UGUAGGCUGACCAGUUUGACAUUAUCACGGUUUGACUUUACAGAUUCGCAUGGCGUCAGAAUGGCCGCUGGACCAGUAGCGGAACGUAAUCAGGAUGCCACUGUGUAUGUGGGCGGACUGGACGAAAAGGUUGCAGAGUCAAUUCUUUGGGAAUUAUUUUUGCAGGCUGGUCCUGUUGUGAAUGUGCACAUGCCCAAGGACCGGGUUACCCAGACACACCAGGGCUAUGGCUUCGUGGAGUUCAUGGGGGAGGAGGAUGCAGACUAUGCCAUUAAAAUCAUGAACAUGAUUAAAAUGUAUGGGAAACCUAUCAGAGUCAACAAGGCCUCAGCAAACCAACGAAAUCUUGAUGUUGGGGCAAACAUAUUUAUUGGUAAUUUGGAUCCAGAGGUUGAUGAAAAACUUCUCUAUGACACAUUCAGUGCAUUUGGAGUGAUAUUACAGACUCCUAAGAUCAUGAGGGAUCCAGACAGUGGCAACUCCAAGGGCUAUGCCUUUAUCAACUUUGCCAGUUUUGAGGCAGCUGACUCGGCUAUUGAGGCCAUGAACGGCCAGUACCUGUGCAAUAGAGCUAUCACCAUUUCAUAUGCCUUCAGAAAGGACUCAAAGGGGGAGAGACAUGGCUCUGCUGCAGAGCGCAUGAUGGCAGCUAAGAACCCCCUGUCCCUGACUGACAGACCACAUCAGCUGUUUGCAGAUGCCCCGCCCCCUCUGGCCCCUGCCCCUACUGGGGGUAUCGCCCCUCCACCACCACCACCAUCACAACAACUCAUGGGGCAGAUGGGUAUGAUGGGUAUGAACCAGCAGACCAGCCUGCCCCCUCCCAUCCCUCCCCCCAUGGGAGGCCCCCCGAUGUCAGGAGCGCCCCCUAUGAUGCCCCCGCCCAUUCCACCGUCAGGAAUGCCCCCUUUCUCAGGGCCCCCACCCGGUCAGAUGCAUUUCCCUCCCAUGCGCCCUCCCCCGGGGAUGCCUCCCAACUCGAUGGGCAACAUGGGCAACAUGCAGCCUCCACCCAGACCUGGUAUGCCUCCUCCGCCAGCCCCGCCCAUGAACAUGUCCUCCAGUCCCCAGGGGGGUGGUAUGCCUCCCCCACCCCCCAUAUCCUCCCAGGGUGGGAUGCCUCACAACAUGCCCCCACCCCCGGGCAUGCGUCCACCACCUGGAUGGAGGGGACCACCUCCACGGGGACCACCACCCUUUGGUAUGCGGCCCCCUCCAGGCAUGCGUCCGCCUCCCCCAGGGAUGCGUGGUCCCAUGAGAGGCCCACCACCAAGGGGCAUGCGCCCCCCGCCCCCUGGUAUGCGGGGGCCCCCUCCUCCACCACCCCCACAGGGGGGAGGAGCAUAUGAGGGGUACGGAGAGGGCUACUGAGCCACACUGACACUUGUGGACACUAGGCUUUCUAGACUGGAGAUGCAUGAAGCAAUGAGAUCUGUGUGGAAACAUGAUCACAAGCUUUGGCACAUUAAUGAAUAAUUUUCUGGAUUUUUUUUUACAUGAAUUUUACGAAUUCAUAUUCAUAUUGUCAUGCCAUAUUCUUAUUUGCAUUGUGUACAUUUUCUCAGAUUAAAUACAGGACAUUU
Molecule: messenger RNA, 1583 nt
Organism: Dreissena polymorpha
Lineage: Eukaryota; Metazoa; Mollusca; Bivalvia; Myida; Dreissenidae
Product: splicing factor 3B subunit 4-like
Exons: 10
Coding region: 61-1371 (436 amino acids)
Biological process (GO): positive regulation of mRNA splicing, via spliceosome
Cellular component (GO): U12-type spliceosomal complex; nucleolus
Molecular function (GO): RNA binding
Source: RefSeq, a predicted model, not a curated record